Brienomyrus brachyistius is the source of this 5944-nucleotide messenger RNA. RefSeq names its product NMDA receptor synaptonuclear signaling and neuronal migration factor-like. The transcript is spliced from 15 exons. NCBI's taxonomy places the organism in Eukaryota, Metazoa, Chordata, Actinopteri, Osteoglossiformes, Mormyridae. Gene Ontology annotation, cellular component: nucleus; cytoplasm. The record is from RefSeq and is a predicted model, not a curated record. Bases 27 to 1709 code for a protein of 560 amino acids. Gene Ontology annotation, biological process: positive regulation of neuron migration; regulation of neuronal synaptic plasticity.
GCCGAAGGGACGGCCGCUCUUUGGCGAUGUGCGCAUCCCAGUGUCUCCAGCCCCAGCGCCGUUUCCACUCCAGCAUGGGAACCGCUGUGUCCAAACGGAAGAACCUGAGGACCGACGCGAUAUCCUCCGUGGCAGCCAAAGUUCGAGCAGCCAGAGCAUUUGGAGAGUACCUCUCUCACAGCAACCCAGAGAACCACAACGGAUCAGACCACCUGCUGUCCGACACUUUAGUGGUCCAAGACUCGGAAUCGCCUGACGCGGCCUGUCCCCACGGCAACAGUCUCCGCCCUCAGCCCCGCCCCUCACAAGCAGUGCAGCCCAGCCCAGAGAAAGAGGAGCAGCCAGGCAACUCACAACUGAAGGCGUCCCUGCGGCGCCCCCUACCACUAGAUCGAAGCUUCUCCAUCGAGGAGCAGCAAGAGAAGCGGCCCGAGGGCACUGUCCAGUCGCCCCGUGUAUACACCAUCACCGGUGAAGGAGGCAUGUUGGGAGAUCGAGGCAGUGAGGAGAGCCUGGAGCUGGAAGUGUUGAAGGGGAGCCAGGAGGCGGAGCCCCCGUCAAGCCAAACUCCAGCUCUGGCUAACUCUGCCCUCCAGCAGGGGCGUGGCCACCACCGACCCACCCACAACCGACCCACCCAUCACCGCAGCCACCACCAUCACCAUGGCAAUCAGCCAUCGCAGCCCCUGCAGAGCUCAGGGAGCACCCACAACAUUCGUGAGUGGGCGGUGCGCAGGGCGGGGUCCCGGGAGGAGCAGAGCCCUGACUGCGAGGCCUGCUGCCGCCCACCAUCCCACAGCCAGCGCUCAUUGGACUUGGACAGCUGCCCACGAGACGGGGGCAGGCAGCGCCGCAAGCUGGAGAGGAUGUACAGCGAGGACCGCGUGUCCGCCGAGGAGAGAGAGGAUGCGGUGAACAGCUGGUUUCCCAAGGAGAACAUGUUCAACUUCCAGACGGCAACCACCACCAUGCAGGCUAUAUCAAACUUCCGGAAGCACCUGAGGAUGGUGGGCAGCCGGAGAAUGAAAGUUCAGAGCGGGGACCUGCAGUCUUCCUCAGGGGCUCUGAACGAAGAGAUCUGUGAAGACCUGGACUGGGAGCAGGAGAGAGAGGUGGAGAAGGCAGACUGCCAGGGAGAUGACUUCAUCCCCCCAAAAAUAAUGCUGAUCUCCUCCAAGGUCCCAAAGGCGGAGUACAUCCCAAACAUCAUCCGACGGGAUGACUCAUCCAUCAUCCCCAUCCUCUACGACCAUGAGCGUGCCACGUUCGAUGACAUUCUGGAGGAAAUAGACAAGAAGUUGACUGCUUACCGGCGAGGCUGCAAGAUUUGGAAGAUGCUCAUCUUCUGUCAGGGGGGGCCCGGGCAUUUGUACCUGCUGAAGAACAAGGUCGCCACGUUCGCCAAGGUGGUGAAAGAGGAGGACAUGAUUAACUUCUGGAGACGCCUCAGCCGCAUGAUGAGCAAGCUGAACCCGGAACCAAACCUGAUCCACGUCAUGGGCUGCUACGUCCUGGGCAACGCCAACGGAGAGAAGCUUUUCCAGAACCUGAAGAAUCUGAUGAAGCCGUAUUCUGUGGAGUUUAAAUCCCCACUGGAGCUGUCAGCGCAGGGCAAGGAGAUGAUUGAGAUUUACUUUGACUUCCGCCUCUUCCGCCUAUGGAAAGCCCGCCAGCACUCCAAGCUGCUAGAUUAUGAUGACCUCAUGUGACCCACUUGUCCAGCACUGCUGGCCCCACUUGAAAACCGUCCCACUCGGCCGGGACGCAGUGAAACAGAGCCCUCGGCAACAACGAAGCUGGGGGGAUAAGAGGCGGGAAGAAUAAAGGCCUGCCCAAAGGGGAGUGCCCAUUAGCUAGCCCCUCCCCCUUUUAGAACUCUGGGCCAAUGAAGCCACAGCCUCACUCAGUGUGAGACGGGAGGUGUGGAAAUGGGACCUGGAGGUGUCUCAGUAACGUUUCGGGGGUGGAGACCCCAGGAGAGCCGGGCAGCAAGAAAGCAAGACUGCUGGGAUGGAAACGGACGACGGCCUCGGAGCAUCGCUCUCAGCAUACGCUCGAUUCUUCCUCAAAGAGACGGCAAAGACUGUAAUCUUUAGGCCAAUUAUUUGUAUGGACUUUUCCAAGGAGGAAGACCACUGAAAUGUAUACAUACCUUAAAAACAUACAGUAUAUCAAUAGUUAUAUGACUAUUCUGUAUUUAAACUGUUUGGUUUUAUAGUCUUACUGUAACGGUAUUAGUCACAGGUUCCUUUGAUAAUCUCAGGUUGACCAAACCUUUUCUUGAUCGUGCCCAAUGUGAGCAACCAAGCCAAUCUGAGAGUCAGGCCUAGGGGAGUCAGGCUUAGGGGAGUCAGGCCUACGGGAGUCGUCUUGGUGUGUGUGUGUGUGUGUGUGUCCGUGUGUGUGUACAUAUAUGCAUUUCCUGGUUUUUCAGCACUCUGAUUGCAGUUUGAGCAGAUUUACAAUAGGAUUUAAACACGCUUCCCAGUGUUUGCCUGGGGGCUGACGUGUCUUGGUGAUUUUCCGUUAUUUUUCUGCAUAUUAGCCAAACCCAUUCUUACUAAUGGGGGAUUCGCGUCACGUCCUUUAGAGAACGAGGCAGUAGCAGUAGCGCCCCCAGAGUUACAGGGUGGCCUUGUAGUGAUAGUCUGUAUAGAGCCAUAUAGUCAUUUUGUCAUGCAUGUGUUUUACACCAGUUUUGGGUCAGAAUUUUUAACAGGGGGGGCAGUGGGUAGAAUUGGAAAGUCGCCUUAAGCUUGGUUAUCAGAGCUCCUUAGUGUUGUUAAUCUACGUAGAAAAUCUUUUAAACUGGCUGGGGGAGUGUUUGGGUUUCAUACCAGUGACACAACUGCUCACCCGGUCAUGCUCUGCCUUUCCUUGGACUGUUUAUAAACAACGAUGAAAGUGAUGAGGCUUCAUAACCCAUGAUUGGUGAACUUAUGGACGAUGUUUUCUGCCUGUUAGUUCGCUCCCGUUCCAGGCUGUGAAGCCUCUUGUUCCCUAGCUGUUUUCUUGGUUCAGCGUCUCAGGCUGCACUGGAUGAAUAACAGGUUUACUUUGCCCUUUAGCACCAAGCCUGCUUUCUCACACUGACUCAUAGCUGCCCGCGUGCUACAGGCCCCAGCAUUAAGUACCCGGUGACCCAUUAGCCGGUAGCAUCAUAGUGCUGUGGUGAUCGUCACUUUGACUGAACUCGUCACUUCCCUUGAGCUUUGCUGCCCAAAACUGGGUACAGGGGCUUGUCUGCUGGGUAACACACUGUAGCCUCACAACUCCAACUCGGAAUGUUCAGGAACUUAGUAUGUCCUUCAGGUACGAUGCCGUUUCCUUCCACAGUUCAAAAACAUGCAGCCCAACUGGUAACUCUAGAUUGCCCAUAGCGUGCAAGUAUGUCUACCUAGUGAUGGACUGGCCUGACAUCCAGGGUGUUCCCUCCGCUUUGUGGGACUGAUCCCAGGCUCAGUGCAGCCCUGUGCUACGUAAGCAUUUACAGAAGAUGACGAGGCGAUGGUUUAAGUUCAGUAAACUAAUUAGCAAUUUUACGCAACAGAAUGAUUCGGAUCUUCAGAAAACAGGAUUAAUAUGAACAAUCAAACAGAGGGCAGGUGAGGGGUAACUAUGCAGGGAUCUGGUUACCAUGCAAGGAUCUCCUGGAUGUGGCCGAGUUCAUUGUGAUUGGAGCUCUGAUUGCCUUCAGCUUUUGACUUUGUGUGUGUGUGGGGGGGGCGCUCACUUUAGGUUCAUAAUCAGAUGCAUGCAUAGAGGCUGCCUGACACUUAGGUUAGAAUAAGUUUGAAGUAGUUUAUCGCAUAGUUUAUAAAAGGCAGCCUUGUCAUCUCGAAAGCAUCAAUUUUUAAGAAACUAGUAUGAAAAAUGUCAUUGUGUUUGUGCGCUGUCCCGAGUAAAGUUAAUGGUAAGGUUUCACUUUGAAACAGAGCCUCAGUGUAAGUCCGCUAAUCCACAGCGGGUAUGAUAAAUGCAGUUUAGGGUGUCUGUGGCUGCAAGCCGUGAGCCAGCUGGACAGAUGGGGGGCUUCGUGAAGGCGCUGGGGGGGGGGGGGGUACCAUGUCCAGGCUGUCUGGAGCUGAGGGCACGUCAAACACGCUUUCAUCUUCCGUCAACAGCAGUGAGCUCUGGGGCUCCAAUGCAUCUUUUUACAGAUCUCACCCACAGGCGUAUUUUGGGGAAGCAGGCAGGGAUUUGGAAGUGCAUCCUAGCCCCCCCUCCCCGUAUCCAGCUGAGCCGUGCUCUCACUGGAGCUGCUGUCUACACGGCCUCAGGACCUUUGGCACUUUUUCUGGGCGGCAUGCCGUCCAGUCCUCCUGUCCCCACCGGAUCCCGACCCCCACUGGAUGAAUGGUUUAAUGAGCUGGGCGUAUCUUUAAGGGGCCGGGUGCCCCGACGUGUGUGCCUGUGAGGGUGAGGUAGGGCAGAUGGGAGGGGGGAAAACGGCAAAGCCAUGAAUCACGCUCUCUGUCUCAGUAUCUGCACUCCAGGCCUUGGUGACGGGGCCACACAGCAUUUCCUGAUGCUUUUUGAACUCUCUUGGUAGCAACACCCAUGGGGAUGUUAGCUGUACUGUUAGGAGCACACCCUGCCUUCUUCGCGCUUCUUGAUUCGGUGCCUGGUACCACAUCAGGAUUUUUUAACACUAGUGACUUUGACUUGGGACAAGGAGCUGCAACACGCCACUUGGAGGUUUCAUGGCCUGCUUCAGCCACACAGCCAUCGACACCAAUACGAGUCAACGUUCGUGCUUUUUAUUGUCCAGAAGAUCCUCUCCUUCCAGGUCAUUUUUACUCACUUUGUCUCAAACUUCUUCAAGUGUUUUUCUUUUGGCCAGGAGAAUAAUUGGAAAACAUAAACUGAGGACUUUUACUAAAAUGUUUGCUUUUGGAGUAAAACUUAAAAACAGACAAAGACGUCAGGCUGACACACGAGAGGCCCAGAGACACGGCUGGUGUGGAGGAGUCUUACAGACGGAGACUUACGGGGUGUGACCCAGCACGACAGCAGCCUGGGGGCACCUUAACGCACUGCUUUAUUGGUUUGCUCUGGAUUCUUCUAUAGUGGAAACUGGCCCACCCAGUUAGCAGCAAAAGGCGAGUCGAGGAGACACUGGCAGAGACUGGAAAUCAUGGAUCCAGCGAAAAAUGGGGCCAGAGAGCAGGGACGGAUUUGGGAAAGGGGUCUGAGUGACGCCCUCCGCAUUUGGGAGACGGACGGUCCCAGGAGAUGCUCUCCCCCCAGAAUGAAGUCUUCCUCCAACGGUUACGUGGACGCACAGUAGCCGACGGACCAAAAACAAGCAAAUAAAAAAUAAGGAAUGGAAAAAAUGGAUCCGUAGUCCAAACCUCGCUGUGGAUGACACAUCUUUUAUCUUUAUAUUCUGCAGCUAAAAGCUGAGUUUUCAAGCAGUAUUUUCACAAAGCUUUGUUGUAGUCUUAGGUGGUCACACCAGACUUCCAGUUUAUGAUUAAUGCUCCCUGUAUGAUGAGUCGCUCUGAGUCAUGAAGGGGUCGAUCUGCUACGUCAGGACUCCCGGGGUGCCACACGUUUAGUGAGAAUUUCCAUAACUCUUAGGUCACCUUGGGUAGUGAAAAAUCGAAACCUUCAUGCUAUCUGAGGUCACUAGAUCAUUUCGUAGGUUGAGCAGUGUUUUAUUUCCAAUAACAAUUAUUAUAGUUAAAAUAAAACUAAUAUAACUAAUAGUAUUAUUGAUAUUAAAUAUUAUUUAAUUUCCUGGCGACGAUUAAUAUAGGUAGUGAACCUGAUUAGUACGUAGCAUUUGAAUAGAGGGGGUUAAAUUUGGAAGCAAUGUUUUCUGUACUUAUAGAAUCUCCAGUACUGUAUGUUAAGCACUACAAUAUUAGUACAAUACUGAGCAGUGUAAACUGUUUUUAAAAUAGUUUUUUUCAGUAAAAUGUACUUAGUUUUAAAUGAA